This is a messenger RNA of Vanessa atalanta (red admiral), 4045 nucleotides long. It is a transcript of the gene Camta, whose product is annotated as calmodulin-binding transcription activator 2. Gene Ontology annotation, cellular component: nucleus. NCBI's taxonomy places the organism in Eukaryota, Metazoa, Arthropoda, Insecta, Lepidoptera, Nymphalidae. The record is from RefSeq and is a predicted model, not a curated record. Gene Ontology annotation, molecular function: transcription coregulator activity; protein binding; double-stranded DNA binding. Bases 124 to 3567 code for a protein of 1147 amino acids. Gene Ontology annotation, biological process: regulation of transcription by RNA polymerase II. The transcript has 21 exons.
CACUUCGCUGCGCAAAGGCAUCGAUGGAACACCAAUGAGGAAAUCGCGGCCAUCCUUAUCAGCUUCGAUAAACAUAGUGAUUGGCAGUCCAAAGAAGUCAAAAUACGGCCCAAAAGUGGUUCGAUGCUUCUAUACAGCCGAAAGAAGGUACGCUACCGGCGCGAUGGGUACUGUUGGAAGAAGCGGAAAGACGGAAAGACCACCAGAGAAGACCAUAUGAAGCUCAAGGUGCAGGGGACAGAGUGCAUCUACGGGUGUUACGUCCAUUCAGCCAUCCUGCCGACAUUCCAUCGAAGAUGUUACUGGCUCUUACAGAACCCUGACAUAGUCCUGGUGCACUACCUGAACGUGCCAUACCCAGAUGAUAACAAGCUCGCAACCGUGGCUCCCAGCCUCGCGCUAUGGGCUGACAAGAAGGAAUGGACUAAGGACGAACUUGUCAGCCAGCUAAAACCAAUGUUCUUCAGCGAAGAUGAAUCUGAUCUUAAUAGCGAUUUGGAAAUAUCGGGAAAAAUGUUUCAGACGGCGGAAACAGUUGAAGCCAUUGUUGGUCAACUGAUGGAGAAACAACGAGCGGCGAGGGCAGCGGCUUUAGCUCGUCAGCUAGAGUGUGGUUGCCCAGAUUCCACCUGUCAAGACUCAAGGACGUGCGCUCAUCCAUUACGAAGAAUGCAAACAGCAAAACCUCCUCCUUCUGAUCAUCACGUAUCGUCUACUACGGGUCCAUCACCAAGACCGAUGGCACAGCCGCCCAGACAGUACACACGAGAUCAUAGACCCUCAACACAGUCGUCUCCGUUGUUACUUUCUUUGGGUCAAAUACAAGGCGGAGGCGGGUUACUCAUAUUGAACGGAACGAGUAAUAGUUCUCAACAACAUUCAUCAUUAGUAUCGCCACUCUCCGUGACAUCAUUUGUAUGUGAAGAACCAAGGGACAGGUACCGACAGCAAUACAAACCAACGUUUGUUUUGAAAAGAGAAAUUCCAGAUAGUCAGCAAACUACGACGUUGAGUGCAACUGAGUCAACAUUUGAAAUAGAAACUCGAAUUGAAGAAAAAGUGGAGGUCGAUAAUUUUGAUAGGAAAAUAAAAAUGGAGCCAAGAAGUCGAAAUCACAUAGUAGCUAGCGCACCGACGACGCCGUCUCGGUAUCCCGAUUUAGUUGAACGCUUAGAAAGUAAAGUGCAAGUUGAAAACUGUGAUGAUACAUUAAUUUUGUUAGGUACCGAUGGGCAUCUAGAAACUUCUAGUGGAUUUUUUGAUGAGACUCUGGAGUUAUCUCAUGAAGAUAUACAGAAAACUUUAUCAGCAAACAUGCCAACUUGUGAGUUGGAUCGAAGUGUUGUUAGAUCGUCUGAGACAGCUAAUGUAAUGGUAUCUGGAAUAGAUACAAUGGACUUUAUAGAGAGCUGUGAAGCUGUAGCAUCACCUACUCACGUGGUAGAUGAUAAUGUGUUCGUGAAUCUGGACGCUUUUGAUAUGCUUGGUGAUUUUCCAGAAUUAGAAGUACUAGAUCCGAGUGCUAUAUCAACGAACCCUGUGACUUUAUGUGGGAACUCACCGCCAGCUGAAGAGAAUAAUGAUAAGAUGCAGACCGACAGUCCAGGUGAAGGAGCUCUAAGCAUCACAGAUUAUUCUCCAGAGUGGGCGUAUCCAGAGGGAGGCGUUAAAGUACUAGUAGCAGGACCUUGGACCGACACUUCAGAUCAAUAUACCAUACUCUUUGACAAUUUUCCGGUUCCCUCGAUUUUAGUGCAAAAUGGUCUUCUUAGAUGCUACUGUCCUGCCCACGAAGCUGGUUUAGCUGCGCUACAAGUAGCUCGUGGAGGUCGCGUCGUUUCUGACACUGUUGUGUUCGAGUAUAAAGCUGGUCCAGUUCUAGCACCAUCGUCACCAGCUUCAGCGCCUUUGCCGUCAUUGGAUUUUAGACGAUUCUCGCUGCUGCAGCGCUUACAACGACUACAUGGUCGUUUGCAGUUGAAAACGGAACCAAUGGAUGAUAAUAAUCAGAUAGAAGACGUUCAACUGUACUCCAACCCAAAAUUUGAAGACCGCUUAGUAACAUUUUGCCAGGUGCUGAGCAGUCGGUCUUUUGGCAAUUCGGAGGGAUUUACUACAGAUCCCGGUGAAGACAGCUCAACUAUUCUGCAUUUAUCUGCGGCAUUAGGCUAUACAAAACUUACAACGGCACUUUUGCGAUGGAGACAAGAUGAUAAUAGCUUAGCUUUAGAAAAGGAAGUAAAUUUGGGCGCAAGGGAUUGUGAUAAUUGUACUCCAUUGAUGGUAGCAAGUGCCGCGGGCCACGUGGAGACGGCUGUGGUGCUGGCUCGCUGGAGCGCCGGCAUACGUCGCGAGGCGGGCGCGCGUGCUGCGUCUGCCGCGGCGCGCCGCGCUGGGCACACGCGUCUGGCUGCGAUAUUAGACCGCAUACAUCCUCCUACCGGAGACGCAGUGUUCCGGAGACCUCAUAGCUUAUCCCAAAAAAGUCGGGCUGGAAGCUUGGAGAGUAAUUUGGUUAAGCGGCCAUCAAUCGACAGUGGCAUCAAUAUGGCCGAUGCAUUCAGAGCCAGUUCUGCUAUAGACAGGAAUGACAGCAGUUCUUCUGCUAGAUGGGAAAGAAGCAUGUCAUUACCUUUAGACUCUGAUAAUUCUGAAGAUAGUCUAGGUGAUUCUAAAAUUGGACGACGGAUGGAUCUCGCCCUCUGGGAGCAGGAUGACAGAGUGUUCACAUUGGCAGAACAGAUCAUUGCCGCUAUGCCGGAGCGAAUAAAGAACGAGUCUUCUUCCCUGUUAAACGGCUGCGAUCUAGACAGCGGGGCAGGGGGCAGUGAAGACACACUGAUGGUGCCUCUCCUUGAUGAUACCACCACGUUUAGUACCGAGUUCAGCUUUGAGUUCUGUGACAAUACUUAUAGAUACUGCGGUGGUUCAACCCCAUGUUCGUCUGGGUCAGUAUCGCCAGGAUCAGCGCUGUCGCCUCCACCUGCAUCACCGCGCAAUUCACUACCCACGACAUCGGCAACUCUACAGGAAUUUUUGAACACUACUACACAUUUUUCAAGCCUUACUCUUAAUGAUCGUGAGCAGCGAGAGUUAUAUUCUGCUGCUAUAACUAUCCAGAAAGCUUACCGUCAAUAUCGCGGACGACAGCUGCAGCGACGCGCCGCCGCUGCGGCCAUCACAAUCCAGAAUUGCUAUCGGCGGUACAAGCAGUUCGCGUAUUUGAAGCAAAUGCACGCGGCGGCGACAGUUAUUCAGCGCGGAUACCGCUCACACCGGGAGCGACGCCUCGUUGCCAAUCCCGUCAAGCGAACAUAUUCCCAAAGACGACAAAAUCAGGCAGCGAGAAAAAUUCAACAAUUCAUGAGGCAGUCCAAGAUCAAGUUGCAGAGCGAGCGAGCCGCAAACGCGAAGGUGGCCCGGCUAUCCCAGGAUGUCCACCAAAACUUGUCGCAGCCCACCACCAGUACAGCACCCACGCCUAAUAGGAUCAUUGACUACUUAGCACCUGAAUCACCGAUGGACGCAGAUGAUGACCUUCUGAUCGAGCUUCUGUUUAAAAUGUGACCUGACCCAGAGCUGCAGUUUAUUCUUACUAAAAUGCUUUCAAAUACCUUGUUUUGGGUAAAAUUAUUUCUCGAAUGUUUGAAAAAUUAAAAGAUAGCAUGCAUCAAAAUUUUUCAAAUAUAAAAAUUUUAAAUAGAUUAUUUAUAAGUACAACAACUGCCGGAGUCAGGAGCGAAUUUCAUUUUACGGGCUUUACGUCAAUUUUGCAAUUCAAAUCCUACACCUACUUCUGUUAUAAGAAUGAAGAACCAUCGGUUUUAUGAUAAAUCUUUAAAAGACACACUACUGCCUUCAUUUAGUCAUUUUAAAUCAUCACCAUCUAAUAUAAACUACUUAUUUUCCUCAAACAGGUUUUAAAGAAGUUGUGACGUAACUCAGGCCUUGAAUUUAAAAAUUCCAAUAUUUUUGUCAGUAUCUUCAUCGUAUUCUCCGUAGGGUCUUUUAACCAUUAUACUAAUUUUAUUUUUAAGUAACAUGU